AGCAAUUGCUUUAGAAAACGGCAGCUCUAAUGUUAACUAAUAAUGUUAAUGAAUUGAUUUUUUUAUUGUGAAAUUUUAUUUCAAUAUUUAUAAAUAUAAAUAAAUGAAUCUAAAUAAUGCUUUCCACAUCUUGUCAAACAAAUAUACCCUAUUCAAACAAGCUUUAUUUACAACAACUGACCAAUGAGCGGCACAAUGUACUAGCAAAAACGAUAAAACCCAACAUAAACACAUAAAGGAUGUAAAACAGGAGAAAAAAACACCACAAGUAGCGGGCUAAAGAGAAAAGAUAAUGAUCACACAUACACAUCUUACACGUGCACUAUUUUAUCACAUCACGUGCACUGAAUUCAGUUACAUCAUAGCAGGUUUUAUAUAAGUAUAUCUCAAAACAGGUCCUUGGCAAGUGUAACAGCAUUGUUGUUGUAAGAAAACAAUCUUCACAAAACGCUUAAAAAGCGGAAAACAUACCCACACACCACCUACAGACUCCAAAUGUCAAAAACCCUAAAUAAUGACACACCAUCCUGGCAUUCACAAAACUACACCUCACAGCCAUUAACUAGCCUUCGUCAGCUUCGAUAGAGCCUCUGAGAGUUUAUGCUUGAAACACCCAGCUUUCGAUUCUCUCCUUCGUAUCACUCUGCUGUUUGAAGACACAAAAAAACGGGUUCUACGGUGCUUAUUGCGACAGUUUGUCACCAAGUGCUAAUGAAAGGGCUGCAUUUCAAAGGUUUCGACAGGCAGCGAGCAGUCUUGUGCGUUGCUGUGGGUUUGUGGGGGUCUCUUUCUUGGUGUCCGGCACGGUGCUGCACGGAUGUGGUUAGAUUCAGUUUAAACAGGAAACACAAAGCUUCAUUCCGCUCUCAUUAGUCCUUCACUCGACUUCAAGCGCGAGAUGAAGUGAAAGGCCCAAUCUCACAAAAGGCAUGAUUGAAGUCCAAAGCCAGCAAGGAGUUGUCCUUGCCAUUAUUUCCGUGCUCUCCCUUGGUUGUAUUUAUGCUCUCUGUCUGUGCUGCGGAAAGAAAUCAAGUAUGCAACAAGAGGACAACGACCUGUAUGACCAAGAUGAUUUCAGUCAGGACAGUGAAUAUGCUGAAAGCAGAAAACAUAAACCAGCGCUAAGACCGAACCAAUCAAAGAUGCCUUCAACCUCAAGACUGUCAUCGACAAACAGGCCGAAUAGCGAGACCCAGUGGAGUUAUCAAAACCUCCCAGAUGUAGAAAAGGGCAUCUUGGAACCAACAUAUGUAGACCCAAUUCCAAAUUCACUUUAUGCAAACGAGGAUGACACAGACACAGGAACAUACGAGAAUGUUUUUCCAACAUCAGAAGUGCGGCAUGACUCAGAUAGCUGUAAUUAUGAAAACUGGGACAAUAGAUAUGAGGAUGAUGAACCAGACUACGUGAAUGACGUCAGAAAGUGAAUAGGAACCUUUUUUUUUUUUUUUUUCCAAACAGGAAACAAAAUUAUGUUGUUUGUUCUAAUUUUGAACUUGCUUUUUCUCAAAAACAAAACAAUGAAACAUACCGAGACAUUUUGCCUGGAAACAAGACCAAAAAAAACAAAAAAAAAAAACAAACAAACAAAAAAAAAAAAAAACCGAAGAAAAGCAUUUUUACGGUGUUGAAAUUACUGUUAUUAAAUCAAAUGUUAAAAAGUCUACUGCUUGACUUUUGAAGUGUUCAGUUGAGUGGAAAUGUGCAGUCAGCUCUUCUGAUCAAUAAACAAUUAAUUAACUGUCAA
Messenger RNA from Puntigrus tetrazona (Sumatra barb), 1747 nucleotides. Its product is annotated as LAT2 domain-containing protein. The coding region runs from base 930 to 1427 and encodes 165 amino acids. The record is from RefSeq and is a predicted model, not a curated record. NCBI's taxonomy places the organism in Eukaryota, Metazoa, Chordata, Actinopteri, Cypriniformes, Cyprinidae. The transcript has 12 exons.